Messenger RNA from Drosophila gunungcola (fruit fly), 2653 nucleotides. RefSeq names its product kallikrein-1. The transcript is spliced from 3 exons. The record is from RefSeq and is a predicted model, not a curated record. Bases 832 to 1725 code for a protein of 297 amino acids. Gene Ontology annotation, molecular function: serine-type endopeptidase activity. NCBI's taxonomy places the organism in Eukaryota, Metazoa, Arthropoda, Insecta, Diptera, Drosophilidae. Gene Ontology annotation, biological process: proteolysis.
UAUUGUAUACCAUUGUAUAAUAAUCCAAAACUUAGCAUAAAUUUCAACUGGAGAAGUGGACAAAGUUUUGCGGUGCGUUUUGCACUUCUGGUCGGGGCAUUAAUUAUGAUAAUAUUUCUUGGACUUUAAUAAGCAUUUGGCAUUUAAGGGACCCCUCAGAUAUGCAAACAGCUUGGCCUGCUUGCCACUUGCCACUCGUCCUCCGCCCUCAGUCGACGUGGACGCCACUUGACUGCGUUGUCGGGUAAUUACAAUAAGACGCUCAUAAGCUCAUCGAAAAGUGGAGUGCCAAAUGCAAGAUGCAAAUGGCAGAGGAGCGGCCAACCUCAUUGUCUCGUUCACAUUAAUUAACUGACAGAUGGGAAUGAAUGUCUGCUGGGGAAGUUGUCUUAUUUUGUUGUCCUCUGUGGUCCGACUCAAAUAAAUCUCUGCUGUUUAAAUACCCGAACGUCUAUGAUGAUUGUGAAAACAAAUGGUGAAUGUUUGCAUUGUAAAGCGAAGCUCAAAUUGGGGCAUAAAUAAUGCAAGUGCUGUGCUGAUGACUUGAAAGUGAAAAUUUAGCAGCUCUAAUGUAAAUAAUUAAAUUCGAAAUUUGUGUAACUAGCUUAUUGAUUGAAUUGCAAAGCGGCAGGAAAUCUAAAUAUAUUUUAGAUGCAAUUUCCUAAGCAAUAACACUGUCUAAAUUAUUCAAAUUUGAGUUAAUAACUUGACUCCUGACUCAUUAGCCAAAAUAUUUACCUCUGUUAAUUUAACAUAUUAAAUACCGCAUAAAAGACUAGGAAUCCCUGCGUUGCUUAUCACUUGUAUUAUUGCUUAAAUACAUCUCUACAAAUGUGGCUUUCUCACAUACUUUUGUUGCUGCAAUUUCCGAUGUUUGCACUUGGAAACAUAACUACUAGUGACCAAUAUCCGGAACCUACAUAUAGCCACCUAAGUUCCCACCUAGUAUCCUUGCGCACUCGUACAUUUAUUCAUACUCCUGGAGAUAAUCAUUUUUGUACUGGAGUGUUGAUAAGUAAGCGCCAUGUUCUUACUUCAGCGCAUUGCAUCACAGAUAAAAAGGGUAUGAUGAUGAACACAAAACGAAUUGUGGUUGCCCUUUGUGCGGCUCUUUUCAAAACUUCUGAGCGUGAGGAAUUUCUUGUCGAAAUCCAGAAUAUGGUUAUCUAUCCGUAUUAUCAUAGAAACAAACGCGAUGAUAUGGGUGUAAUUAAACUAGGGAGAACUAUUAAAUUUGAUGGCCUUCACUUGGCCCAAGUGAUUAUAGGUAAUUCCCAACUGGAAGUGGGAAGAGAUUGCAAGACCGUUGGUGGAAACUUUGGCAUCAGAAGGCAAAGAUUUGGAUCAUUUUACAGCAUGUUGUUCGUGGAUGUUGAACUGCGACCAUUUUCCGAGUGUCUGGAUGUCAAUAAAGAUCUGAGAGAGGCUCAAGCCGAAAACGAAGAUCUUAUAUGUGUAAAGCCCCUGCAAAGCCAUGUUUGUACCACAGAUUUCGGAGGCCCACUAUUUUGUGAUGGUCAGCUCUAUGGGAUCGCUUUGGGCUUCGUUAAUUGUUCAAGUCCGAAUCCGGUUUUCUUCAGUUACGUGCCUUUUUAUACCAGCUGGAUGAACAAGAUGAUAUCCCAGGGAGUGGAGCUGCAGCCGCAUCAUAAAUGGAUAUUUUCCUUGACCUUCCUCUACUGUAUUUUGGGCAACUUUCACCUGCGGCAGCAAGUGGAUAUCUAAAUCUCUCUGAAAAGGAAAAGCUCGCGCCUGCGAUUAAUGGAAAAUUGAGGAAAGGCCCUAGGAAACUUUCGCCUGCAAUGCACCUGUGUGCCACGUGUGGCAAACGUGUCACGUUCACUUUUUCUCCAAAAAAAAAACCGCAUUGACUUUCCGUUUAACUUUAACAACAAUAUUUUCGGUUAUUGCCUAGCACUUUUGCACUUUUUCAUUAAUCAAGGCGAAAAAGCAACUGCCGAAAAAAGCUUAAUAAAUUUGUACAUAAAAAAUGAUUGAUAAAGGCCAUAAAUAAUCCCAAUAAUAAAUAGAAAAUUGGUCAAGAAAAAAGUAAAAGGCAGCGACACGGCAAUUUGAUGUAACAACCAAUCAUUAUUAAUAGCCACGAAAUGCUGGAUAAAUACCGACCCGUAAAGGUAAAAAGAAAUUGCACAAACACGCGAUAAUGUUUGGCCGAAAUGAAAAGCCAGAAGUUAACAAUAACAAGUUUGGCGCUGAACUUUCUUGUUCAACUCCCAUUGACUUUGAGUUCAAGACUAGCUGUCAGUCUUGCGAUGUAAAGCCAGCCAGAAAUCAGUAAUAAUUAUCUUUUUUGGUUGCCCCGCAAUUGAAUGCAGGUAGCUGGCAUUACAAAAGCUGAUAAAUCGAUGCUGAUAAAUUGAAAAUUACCAGCCAAGCGAUAUAUAAUGGUUGGGAUGAUAAGCUCACAGAUUGCAUACAAUAAAUGUACAUGUACUCGUGCCUGCAGCAUUGGAUUUUCCUUUUACAGUGCUGAAAUUGCAUACCAAUUUGUGGUAGACAGCAGCCCAGACAUAUGUGCUGGUCUUGCUUUUAUUUCUUUCUCUUUUAAAAUCAACAAGAUGCUGAUUGGGACAGUGGGAUCAAAUGAGAAAGUCCUUUAAUUAAAUAAAAGUUAGACAUUGAAGUCCAAAGU